AUGCAUUGGCCUACUCUCAUCGUCUUCUUCGCCGGAUCUGCUCUCGCUGCGCCUCACUUGGCCAAGAGACAGAACCCCUGCUUUAUCGUUGGCUCCGAAGCCCUGCCGGAAGAGGUCUCAUCCGGGGCCGCAGGUCUGGCCUCUGCUGUCACCUGCGACACUUCCCGAACAACCAUCGACGGCGUCCCUGACGUGAUCUCCAAUGGCGUAUCCUUUUCCUCCGUCAACUUUGCCGAAUCAGGCCAAUCCCCUCUGGCCUUCGCUCUCGACAAAUUCGCGACUUCAUCACCCCUGGCGAAUAACGAUGUCAACAAGUUCCAGAACGAGUUGAAUGUUUACCUUGCUACCGAGGCGGGUAUCAGGGCAGCUGGAGGAAACCUUGCCAUCAAGGUGCCUAAGUUCUUCCUGCAAUUCCAGAUUGCUCGAAUCCAGCAGGCACAGGGUGCCGUGUCCAACAUUCCUGGCAUGACCGUCGAUCAUCAGCUCGAAAAGGUGCUUAAGAAUGCAGCCGGAGAAGACAAGGCUCUCCUUGACCAAGUGAACGAAUUGGCUGUCAACUUGAACUAA
This is a messenger RNA of Fusarium pseudograminearum CS3096, 567 nucleotides long. RefSeq lists its product as uncharacterized. The record is from RefSeq and is a predicted model, not a curated record. Bases 1 to 567 code for a protein of 188 amino acids. NCBI's taxonomy places the organism in Eukaryota, Fungi, Ascomycota, Sordariomycetes, Hypocreales, Nectriaceae. The transcript is spliced from 2 exons.